Messenger RNA from Megachile rotundata (alfalfa leafcutting bee), 3389 nucleotides. RefSeq names its product cilia- and flagella-associated protein 36. The record is from RefSeq and is a predicted model, not a curated record. Gene Ontology annotation, cellular component: axoneme; ciliary base. NCBI's taxonomy places the organism in Eukaryota, Metazoa, Arthropoda, Insecta, Hymenoptera, Megachilidae.
UACUGUUUCCAUUCGUUCGCGCAAGUCAACCUAAGUGUUUUGCCACGCGUAACUAUGACUACGUUCUAAAGGAGACACUUGACACGUUGCUGGGAACCGUAUCGCCAACUAAUUCGAACAAAAUCAUCCUCGUGAAAGAACCCUUCGAAAUGAACGACAGAGACGAUAGCGCGUGGGUUUUUGAUUCCCUGAUAGGAUUUCUUCAGGGACCCAUUUGGUCGACGCCUCUGAUCACCUUCGUCGAAGAGAAAUCUUUAAUAUUCGAGGCGGACGUCGAAGACAACAACGAGUAUCGAAAGACGUAUCAAGAGUACAAAAAUCUAGUAGAUUUAUUGCUUGGUUGUUUCAUGGAAGACAUGGGCAUCACUCCGGAGCAAUUCGAGUACGCUUGUACCGUGAACAAGUACACGAAAAUGCCUGUACAAUUUCAGCAGAAUUUGUUCGAGCAAAUAUGGGCGGCCAAUGAAUAUGAGAUCUUCAAAAGGAUGAUGAUACAGAAAAAUCUGGAACUGCAGUUGCAGGCUUUGAAUAUGAUUGAACAAAAAUAUGGUCUGACCCCUGCAUCUUUGGUGUACGAAACUGACGGAUCGAGCGAUGACCCUUUGGUCAUGGAGGAGAUAAUUCAGAAACACGCAUUGGAGAACGACUCGGAAGAAGAGCAAGAUAUGUCCUCGGAAACAUCGCUGAUCAAGGAACACGAACGCUUGGCUGCUAAAUAUAACAACGAGAGAGCACUACUGGAGGAAGCUUUGAAAGCUUCGCAAGAAAAGAUUCUCGAUACUGAGGUAAAAGAAAAAGAAGAGGAAGAACAAUUGAAAAGCGAGAAAGAAGAAGAAGAAGAAGAAGAAGAAGAAGAAAAAGAAAAGUUGGAUGAUGUCAAGUUUGAGAGACCUGUUCCUUCAAAUUUAACACCUACACAGGAGUCUAAAUCAGAGGAGCAAAACGUGUCGGAAGAAGACAUAAGGAAGAGACAAGCUUAUCUGAAAGCCAGACGCGACAAACUAGUGGCUCUGAAGAAGGAGGCGAGAAGCCAGCGAUUGGAAAUGAAUUCUACUCGGCCAAGUUCCGCGAGGACAGUAGCGCAAGCAACGAUAAAAGGAGAGCAAGAACUAAAAUUACCGGAACCCCUGGAGCCAUCCAUAUUGCAAGUGCGCAAAGCGCUCGCGGCUCGUCUUCAAGCUGAAGUCGUGCGUAAGCAAUCGAACUAAUAAUAACACUGAUUUCGAGAAUACGCAUUCAAGAAAUUGAAAGGUAUUUCUUGAGAAACAGAAUGAAGAGGUAAAGAGAGAGAACGUCCUGAAUAUAGUAAUUGCAUAAACUUCUAGCAUUGACGGUCUAGAAAGAAGAUAAGAACAGUAGGCAUUUUAUCGAGUAAAGAAUUUAUGUAGUGGAACGAGUUUAGAUGCGUAUGAAAUAUUUCUAUUUUUCAAGCAAUAGUACAGUCGCGUAAAACGAAGCCAGAGAUUCCACCACUCGUCUUUAUGACUAGUUUAUAGAAAACUAAUACUUAGUUGAUUCAUUGAUUAGAUUCUCUUUUUUUCUAUAUACUGCAGUUUUCACAGUUAAAGAAUAUAGAUAAUUAAGCCGAGUGGUCGAAUGUUAAAUUAUAUGAAACUGUACAUAGUAUUUUCACUUGAAGAAUCCUGCAAAGAAAAUACAUUUUCCCUUCUAUGAAACAUAAAUUUAAAAAUGUCACUACAGACAAUUUUCUGUCUAUGACAGGAUAAAAACAUCUAUAAAAUUUCUUAAAAGGGACAAUAUAUUUUCUUCUUCUAUGUUCUUCACUGGCAAAUGCUACUGAAAUUAAGAUCACUUGCAAUUAAUUUCACUAAUGGUACACAUAUGCAACUGGAAUAUAAAAUAGAAAAGAAAAGAUACGUUUUAUAAUAAAGAUUUAUAUAAGUUUCAGAAGAAUACGAAUUGUGUAAAUAAAUGAAGAAAAAGAAUGUUUAUGGAUGUUUUAAACUCUUCCUUUUUUUUAAUAACGAAGAAAAGAAGAAAGAAACGUACACCGAAAAUUAAUCGUGCGAUGAAAUGAAACAUGGAUAUGUUGGAAAGAAAAUCUGUUUUACAUAUAAUUGUCUAAUAGCAUAAAUCGUAUAAAUCACAAUUAGACAGUAGAACCAAGACCGAUAACGAUUACAUCCAUACAAAGAAAUGUCCUUCUCCCAUUGUUUAAACACUGAGGUAAGUUAUGACUCCGUUCCAUUAACCAAUUCUUCUAAUUUUAGGGUUUUAUUUAAUUAAAUAUUUUCCGCACUUCUACAGCACACUAUUCCGUUGUAACACACAUUUAAUCAUUCUUCCAUCGGUUUUUUUUUUUUUUUUUGACUGUCCGAUUAUGAAAAUGAAUAAUAAAUUCGUGGUGGAAUGCGAGCGAAAUUCUAUUAAUUUUUUAAUUGUAUAGGAAGGAAAUUAGUGCAUUUAAAAUUAUAUUUUGAACCACAUAUUUUGUAGAAUGCUACUUUUGUGAUCUGUAAAAUGACUACUUUUAUUCAUUGUAUAGUAAACCGUCCGCUAACUGCACGCGUUCGGGGCUGUACACACGCCUGAUCUCAAAGUAAAAGAUACGAUAUGAAAAUGAAUGCAACAGACAUAAUAAGUAGAAAUGAAAUUAAACGAAAUAGUUUAUAUAGUUCUUUAAAUGAAUUUACCUUACCUUAUAUGGGAAGAUAGGGUAGAGCUUAUUUAAAUAUCAUAAAAAUGUCGCAAUUUGAAAAAAAUUUCUGUUGAUAAAAGUGGUCAUUUUAUACAUUAAGGUACCGAUCGUCAAAGUGUUAAAUAAAGAUUAAAAAGAAAGUGAAGAAUUGUGGCUCGUUUUCCACCGCGAAUCUCACAUUUAAAUUCUCGUUUUGCUGCUCAUGUGAUCGUUCAUACUUCGCUAGAAUAAAAUGCAAAAUAUUCGUUUUCCGCAUGUUCAUCAUUCAACUAUUAUCGUACUACACACAAAACAAAGUUCUUCUUUCCCUUAUGCUUGCUCUUAUAAUUCAAAUGGUAUUUCUUCUUUUUCUUUUGUUACGAAUAGCUUCUCAUAUAAAAAGGUGUCUUUUUCUGUGCGUAUAUGUGUACACGCACGGUCACGUGUCCUGUACAUAUAUACACCAGAGAAAAAUCGUUUCGAUCUGUCGUUAUACAUAUAUGUAUAUGUGUAUAUAUGUAUAUAAUAUAAUAUAUAUAUAUAUAUACAUAUAUAUAAUUAAAACGCAUUAUAUUAUUAACACGUGGUAUUGUACAAUGUGUGCAAAUGUUUUUUUUUAUCAUGUAAUUUUAAUAUUACAUCAAUGUGUGACGGCUGCGAAAAUUUCUCUGUUUCUGCUACUUCGGCACCGAUCUCUGCACGGAUUCUUUUAGCUUCCUCAUCCGACUGAAAUGAAAGAAAAAAAAAAAAA